AUGUUUAAUUUAUUCGGGUCGAAGGGUCAAGGUCGAAACAUUUUAUGUUUUAAUAUUAAGAAAAAAUCAAUCCGGGCUGGACUCGUUAUGACGGCGAGGAAGAAAAAAACCAACGGACGAAUCAUUCAUUCGAAUGAAACUUCUUUUGAUUGUUUUUUAUUUAUUUAUCGGGUUUUUGUCGUGGUUUUAAAUCCAUCGAAAUCGUAUUUCAAACCGAAUUCUUCAUCUUACUCGUAUUUAUUUUUCAUAACUUUUUUACCCUUCAUAAAUUCCAUAGAUUUAUUUAUGCGUAUAGGCGGAGAUUUUUUAAAUAAAAUUUAA
This is a messenger RNA of Pediculus humanus corporis (human body louse), 321 nucleotides long. RefSeq lists its product as uncharacterized. The transcript has 2 exons. NCBI's taxonomy places the organism in Eukaryota, Metazoa, Arthropoda, Insecta, Psocodea, Pediculidae. Bases 1 to 321 code for a protein of 106 amino acids. The record is from RefSeq and is a predicted model, not a curated record.